Messenger RNA from Manis javanica (Malayan pangolin), 2783 nucleotides. It is a transcript of the gene POLR3E, whose product is annotated as RNA polymerase III subunit E. Gene Ontology annotation, cellular component: nucleus; RNA polymerase III complex. Gene Ontology annotation, biological process: tRNA transcription by RNA polymerase III. Lineage: Eukaryota; Metazoa; Chordata; Mammalia; Pholidota; Manidae. The record is from RefSeq and is a predicted model, not a curated record.
CCCUGUGCGUCCAGCCUCGAUGACCUACGACGACAUUCCGCACCUCUCGGCCAAGAUCAAGCCCAAGCAGCAGAAGGUAGAGCUUGAGAUGGCCAUCGACACCCUGAAUCCCAACUAUUGUCGCAGCAAAGGGGAGCAGAUUGCACUGAACGUGGAUGGUGCCUGUGCCGACGAGACCAGCACGUACUCCUCGAAGCUGAUGGACAAGCAGACGUUCUGCUCCUCCCAGACCACCAAUAAUACAUCCCGUUACGCCGCUGCACUCUACAGACAAGGUGAGCUCCACCUGACACCUUUACAUGGCAUCCUGCAGCUACGGCCCAGCUUCUCCUACUUGGAUAAGGCGGAUGCCAAGCACCGAGAGAGGGAGGCGGCCAAUGAGGCUGGAGACUCUUCGCAGGACGAGGCAGAAGAAGAUGUGAAACAGAUCACGGUACGCUUCUCUAGGCCUGAGUCGGAGCAGGCCCGCCAGCGCCGCGUGCAGUCCUAUGAAUUCCUGCAGAAGAAGCAUGCCGAGGAGCCCUGGGUCCAUCUGCACUACUACGGCCUGCGGGACAGCCGCUCUGAGCAUGAGCGCCAGUACCUGCUGUGCCAGAGCUCCAGCGGGGUGGAGAACACGGAGCUUGUCAAGUCGCCCAGCGAGUACCUCAUGAUGCUGAUGCCACCCAGCCAGGAAGAGGAGAAAGACAAACCCGUGGCCCCCAGCAAUGUGCUGUCCAUGGCCCAGCUGCGCACCCUGCCCCUGGCCGAUCAGAUCAAGAUCCUGAUGAAGAAUGUGAAGGUCAUGCCUUUUGCCAACUUGAUGAGCCUCCUGGGCCCCUCCAUCGACUCCGUGGCAGUUCUGCGUGGCAUCCAGAAGGUGGCGAUGUUAGUCCAAGGAAACUGGGUGGUGAAGAGUGACAUCUUGUACCCCAAGGACUCCUCUAGCCCUCACAGUGGUGUGCCUGCCGAGGUGCUCUGCAGGGGCCGAGACUUUGUUAUGUGGAAGUUCACACAGAGCCGGUGGGUGGUAAGGAAAGAGGUGGCAGCGGUGACUAAGCUCUGCACAGAGGAUGUGAAGGACUUUCUGGAGCACAUGGCUGUUGUGAGGAUCAACAGAGGCUGGGAGUUCAUACUGCCUUACGAUGGGGAGUUCAUCAAGAAGCAUCCAGAUGUGGUCCAGCGACAGCACAUGCUGUGGACGGGCAUCCAGGCCAAAUUAGAAAAAGUCUAUAAUCUCGCGAAGGAAACCAUGCCAAAGAAGCCGGAUGGACAGUCAGGGCCUGUUGGGCUGGUCUCUGGGGAACAGCGAGUCCAAGUAGCCAAAAGCAAGGCCCAGCAGAACCACGCACUGCUGGAACGGGAGCUGCAGCGGAGGAAGGAGCAGAUCCGGACGUCCACCGUCCUACCUGGUGUGCAGAUCAAGGAGGAGCCCAUGAGUGAGGAGGGAGAGGAAGAGGAAGAGCGAGGAGCAGAGGAAGACAAGGAGCCCAUGGACACCUCCCCCAGUGGUGGCCUCCACAGCAGGCUGCCCAAUGGGCUGCCUGCUGGGCGGGCAGGAGGAGGAGGCAGCUUCAACGGGCACCCGCCACCAGGCUGUGCCAACACUCCCGUGGCUCGGGAACUGAGGGCCUUCGUGGAGGCCACUUUUCAGAGACAGUUUGUGCUCACGCUGAGCGAACUCAAGCGCCUCUUCAACCUGCACUUGGCCAGCCUUCCCCCUGGCCAUACGCUCUUCAGUGGCAUCUCAGACCGCAUGCUGCAGGACACAGUGCUGGCUGCCGGUUGCAAGCAGAUACUGGUGCCUUUUCCCCCACAGACGGCUGCUUCCCCAGAUGAGCAGAAGGUGUUCGCGCUCUGGGAGUCUGGAGACAUGAGUGAUCAGCAUCGACAGGUUUUGCUUGAAAUUUUUUCCAAAAAUUACCGAGUACGCCGGAACAUGAUCCAGUCUCGGUUGACUCAAGAGUGUGGAGAAGAUCUAAGUAAACAAGAGGUGGACAAAGUACUAAAGGACUGCUGUGUUAGCUAUGGUGGCAUGUGGUACCUUAAAGGGACAGUACAGUCUUGACAAUAGUCACAAACCACUAACCCAGUGACCCCGAGCCCAAGGAAAGAUGGUAGAGCCAGCAGAGGUGGACAUAGAGGCUCAGCUGCUUCAGAAGACAUGGAGCAAGAACUGACCAUCUCGUGACCACUGGCACUGCACCGUCUGGUGGAUGGAGGGCAUCUCCUCAGCCAGUGGCAGUGUGUUAGACUGCUCACAGGAGAGACCUGCCAGGACCUUCUUUCCAGUACAUUAUGAAAUUCCUGACAUUAUGUUGCUUAUUAUUUGGUUUCAUUCUCACAAUAAAGAGAGUGAAUAUUGACAUGGGCAGGAUGAUGGAAAUCAUGGUUUAAUAUUUACUUUUCAAACUUAAUGCCAACAAGGUCUAAGUUAUGUUUAUAAGAUGAAGAAAACUUAAGGUUCUAAAUAUUUAAAAUGCCUAGAAGCCAAUAUUAGUCUUCAAUUAUCUAUUGUCUGCUAAGACUUCUGCCAAUUUCAUUUAACAAACCAAAUUGAAUUAUUUUACUGUUGGGUUUCUGUGGCCACUUUACCUUUCAAAACCUACUUUAUGUAGCAGUUGCCGCUGUUUACAUGAACCAUAGCAAAAAAUCAUAAUGAAACCCAUCUAGUCUUGAUGUCUGCAUAAGGAUGCAAACAGAACCAGGUAAGUAUGGAACAAUGUAUAAGUGAGAGUAUCACACUUCGAUGUAAAAUUUUAUAUUUUGUGUAUUUUUUAAAAUAAAUGCUAACACUAACCUGG